Molecule: messenger RNA, 1248 nt
Organism: Exophiala spinifera
Lineage: Eukaryota; Fungi; Ascomycota; Eurotiomycetes; Chaetothyriales; Herpotrichiellaceae
Exons: 1
Coding region: 1-1248 (415 amino acids)
Molecular function (GO): hydrolase activity, acting on carbon-nitrogen (but not peptide) bonds
Source: RefSeq, a predicted model, not a curated record
AUGGAGACGAUCGUCAACGCUGCCUUCGCAGACAUCUUGAUCCCAGGAAGAGGGGAUCCGAUCAAGAACGGGGCGGUUGUCUGGCAAGGCAAGACCAUUCUUUAUGCCGGAGCGCAGUCCUCGCUGCCAGGGCAGUACAGCCAGCUCCAAGCCGAGACGUUUCCAAUACUGAUGCCUGGAAUGUGGGAUAGCCAUAUUCACUUCCUUGGGGCGACAGCUGGUAGGAUGGAAAUGAUUGCAUCUACCUCCCAGACUUUGGCCGGCGCAAGGAGUGUGCAGAACCUCCAUGACACUGUGAUGGCUGGGUUCACAUCUGUUCGAGAGGUGGGAGGUUACGGAUGCGAGCUGUCCAAAGCAAUCGACGAGGGCCACGUCGUAGGACCCAAAAUAUAUUCUUCGCACAGUGCCAUCAGUAUGACAGCCGGCCACGCUGACAUUCAUUCUAUGAACCUUCAACACAUUCAUGACCUGUGCGCCUACGGGCUCCCGCUCGCAAUCGUCGACGGUGUCUCGGAAUGCAUCAAAGCUGUGCGGCUGCAAUUGCGACAUGGCGCCCGUGUGAUCAAAGUCUGCGCAAGUGGCGGUGUCGUCAGCGAUCUUGACGACCCCAAGCACCAACAAUUUUCACUCGAAGAGCUGCGAGCAAUUGUCGAAGAAGCCCGGCGUGCAGGACGUGCUGUUGCUGCUCACUGUCACGGCAAGGCGGGAAUUAUGGCAGCGCUUGAGGCUGGCUGUCACACCAUCGAGCAUGGAAGUUAUCUUGAUACCGAAUCCGUCGAUCUUAUGGUGAAAAAAGGGGCCAUGCUCGUGGCCACUCGAAGCGUGAUCGAGAGUUGUUUGGCCAUGCCAGAGAUCUUCCCACCCAGGGCUUACCAGAAGAUGCUGUCGGUAGCAAAUGCACAUGCAGAAGCGUACGCACUUGCAAUCACUAAAGGCGUCAAAAUUGCACUUGGCACAGACAUAUUUUUGGCCUCCUCGUCCGGUCCGCUGACUUAUGGGAAGAACGGUCAGGAGCUCAUGUAUGCUGUCAAGGCUGGAAUGACCCCCUUGCAGGCGAUUGAGGCAGCGACGGCGAAUGGCCCAAUGACCCUGGGAGAACAAGCACCUCUGUCGGGCCAGCUGAAGGAAGGCUAUGAUGCGGAUAUGAUCGCCUUGUCUGCCAAUCCUCUGGAAGCAAUCGAAUGCAUAGCUGAUCCGAAUACGGUUGUCAGGGUUUGGAAGCAAGGGACCCUGAUCAAGUCCUCGUGA